GUGAACCGGGGCCCGAAGUCGGGGGUGUUUACGUCCCUUUUGGUUAUUUUGACGCUUUCCGGGGACGUGGUCCUGACGUGCUGGGCAGGAACCUGCCGCUCAGCCCUGCUUUGGUGCCAGGGGAGCGGAUCGUGAGGCUCAGCGAACCGAUGACGUCACAGGUCCCGUGCUGACAUCAGAGCGUUAAUGGUGACAUCACAGCCCUCAUGCUGAAAUCACAACAGCACAGCAGGCCUGCAGGAGCUUCUCCCUGGGUGGAACGGUUCCUCACAAGGGAUGAGCACUGAGCAAUACUGGCACUGCACUUCCCCCAUCCUAAAUGGCAUUUCACAAACCUCGGGGUAAUUAAGGAGCAACAAGCAUGAAGACUUAAUGUCCAGCUGCUACCACCCACCUCCAUCUUCAGCAGGAAGUUUGGAUAGGAGCCUUAGGGUCAUCACUUUCAGGUGGAAAGGCAGCGCACUGGCUUCCUGAUGAAGGCAGGAGAAGUGAACAACCUGCUGAUCAUUUACAACCUUGUUUCACCAUCCAGCAUUUGGAAUCUGCUGGAUGUAAUUCCAACAGUGUGAAUUCCCUCCAUUGCUCUUCCUGCAGGCAACAGCAGAUGCAAAUCCUAAGGCAUUCCCUGAUGAAGGGGGGAGUAUCAUUAGCAAUGUCAUUUAGCUGUCUGGCAUUUGGGAUGUGCUCUAUGUAAUUCCGACAGUGUAAGUUCCCUCCAGUGCACUUCCUACUGGAGAUGGCAGAUGUAAAUCCCAAGGGAGUGUCUCCAUUCUUCUGGAAGAGCAUUAAACCAGAGGAUGACGAUGCCAGUGGUGGGGCACAGCCGAUGGAAGACGAUGCUGGCAGAGCACGGCCAAUGGAGGAGGUGACAGAGGAGCCCCCACUCCCGCUCAUCCCGCAGUCGGUACAAGAGGAAAUGGCGAUAGUCUUCAACCCCUAUGGCAUGGCAGCUGGCAGUCAGGCACCGUCGGCCCGGAGGAGGCGGGAAAGAGUUCCAGAUGGUCCCAGCAGUGUGCUGUAUGUCAACCGGCGGAAAUCCAAGGUGUGGAACUACUACACUAAGCUGGGAGAUGCCUAUGUGGAAUGCAAUGUCUGCAAGAAGCAGCUCUCCUUCCACAACAGCACCACCACCAUGCGGGAACACCUGGUCCGGAAGCAUAGUAUCCGUGACACCCUGCUCUCCCAACUCAAGGAUGAUCCAGCUUCCGAAUCCGACUACGCAACGUCAGAAACCACCCUGAAACGCUCCCGGCAGAUGACCCCAGAGAACCACUCAGAGCCUAGAAGCGACAUCAUCGUGGAGCUGGUGCUGGAGAUGAUCUUCCGUGAUUUGCAUCCUCUCUCUAUGGUGGAGGACAAAGGGUUUAGUCUCCUCCUUGGAUAUCUGGAGCCAAGUUUUUCCCUUCCAGCUCCCACACAGCUUUCUGUCAUGCUGCGGCACAGGUACAAUGUGGUCAAGCAGCACCUGGAACGCUACCUGCAGACAGUACAAGCCAUUGCAGUCUCUGUGGAAUUCUGGGAAUCACGGCUUGGCCAAACCUACCUGACCAUCACGGCCAAUGUUAUCGAUGGGGAAUGGCAGCGGGUACGAUGCGUCUUGGAGACGCAACAAGCACACAGAGAUGAAGCAGGGGGCAAUAUAGUGGAGAAACUUUACACUGUCCUCUCUGAAUUUGGCUUAUCUGGUAAAUCCAUCUUCUGUGUUGUGCAGGACAGCCCAUGGAGUGUGGUGGCCAAUGGCCAGCAACUAGAGGACAUGCAUGGCUGGAGGAGCCUGUGCUGUGCUGCUCGGAGCCUUCAACGCUGCGUCCAAGCUGGGCUGGAAGUGGAGCAAAUCCAAGAAGCCUUGAGCAUUGCCCGCGGGAUUGUCCAAUAUUUCCAGCAGGACUCAAAAGCCUCUGGCUCCUUGAAGAGCAAGCUGGAAGCCAUCAAUAAAUCCAAGAUGAGGCUCGUGAUGGACACGGCAUCCCGCUGGAUAUCCACCAUGGAGAUGUGCGAGAGCCUGUUGGACCUGAAGUGGGCCAUCCUGUCCAUCCUGGAGGAGCAUCCCAAGGGAGCAGCAGGCAUCCAGAACUUGGCUGAUCACCAGUGGAAGCUCCUGCAGGACCUAAUCCCAGUACUGAGGACCAUCAGGAUUGCCACGUCCUUCCUGCGGGAAGGGCAGAACAUUUCCGUCUCUUCCCUGAUGCCUUGCAUCCACGGGAUUGUUGCUGCCAUCGGGCAGCAGGCAGAAGAAGGCAGUGCUGUCAUCAAGACAGUGGUGAGCAACAUCCGGUUGGAGCUGACAGAGCAGUGGGGGCUCUCAGAGAAUGAGAAAGUGCUGGAAAACCCAGCAGUCAUCGCCUCAUUCCUGGAUCCACGCUUCAAGGAGCUGAGGUUUCUACGCCCCAGCCUACGGAGCGAGCUGCAUAAUUGCGUCAAGACAAUGCUGUCACAGGUUUUUCACCCUCCAUCCACAUCCACUGCUCCCUUUUGGGUGCCAAGCUCGGAUUCCAAAAUGGAGGGCAGGGAUGCGGGCAGCUACAAGGAGAGAAGUUCCAGCACUGCAUCCCAGAGCAUCUAUGACAUCCUUUUGGGGAAGGAUCCAACAGAGAACAUGCCAGAGAUCCACCAGCAACUGGAAAACUACAUUGUAGAGCCGCUUUGCAAGCGGAGCACGGAUCCAUUGGACUGGUGGAAGAACAACGAGCGGCGCUUCCCAGCUGUGGCGCACCUCGGCCGGCAGUACCUCACCAUUCCCGCCACUGCAGUGCUGCCGCACCAGGCCUUUGCUGCUGGGGAGAGCACCCUGGAGCAUCGUCGAGCAAUCCUGGCACCAGAAAACCUGGACCAAAUAAUCUUCCUGCAUCAAAAUUUUGACUUUUUAGAGUCAUUGAGAAGCAGGAAUGAGGGUCGUAAUGUGGUCUGAUGCUGGUUUGGGGUAAAACAGGAUUGAUUGCAGAACCUUUCGGUUCAACCUGUUCCAAGUGACAGCAUUUUUGGAAGAUUAAUGAGGUGGGUUUGGACAGCGUCUGCUCCUAGAAGUGACAGCGCUGGGUAUUUAUCCUUAUUGCCAGAGAACAGAACGAAUGGCAUGCAGAGUCCCUCAUUUGCGUAUUUAUAUCUAUUUUAUCCUUUCCUCAUUAAA
Messenger RNA from Cuculus canorus (common cuckoo), 3127 nucleotides. RefSeq names its product E3 SUMO-protein ligase ZBED1-like. Gene Ontology annotation, molecular function: DNA binding; protein dimerization activity. NCBI's taxonomy places the organism in Eukaryota, Metazoa, Chordata, Aves, Cuculiformes, Cuculidae. The transcript has 2 exons. The record is from RefSeq and is a predicted model, not a curated record. The coding region runs from base 737 to 2908 and encodes 723 amino acids.